AUGCUCGCGGGACAGGAACUGCAACACCGCACUGAGACCGCUACCAGCAGUCUUGGAGACGAGAAGAUGCCCGUCACAAGCUCACCCCGAACGCCGUUCGACUGCUUACACGAAUGCAACCUCCUGCAAUCGAAACGGGUCCAGACUUACAAGGAGUUUGAAAGAGGCUUCCAACAAUACGUAACCCGCCAAAGCACAUCCGAAGAGUACCAAACUCUUGCUCAAACCAUUACCGCCUCAUUCUCAUCCCUCUCCCAAAAGAUCAAAGCUCAAGAGUCUGCAUUACGCGACCUCGGCCGUGAUGAUCUCGCUAAGCUGGUUCUCAACUUGCAGAGUUGGGAACGGGCAAAACUCGAGAAGACGGCGAUGUACCAAAUCCGUAAAUCGGAAACGGAUCUCGGUGUGCAGGAUUACGCGGAGGAGGUCGCCGAGUUGAUAGCGGAGCUGGGCGAGAUUGGGGAGCAGAUCAAUGAUGCGUGGGAUGAGAUUCGGUCGGAGAUGGCCGAGUUGGCCUAG
Molecule: messenger RNA, 516 nt
Organism: Fimicolochytrium jonesii
Lineage: Eukaryota; Fungi; Chytridiomycota; Chytridiomycetes; Spizellomycetales; Powellomycetaceae
Product: DNA repair REX1-B-domain-containing protein
Exons: 3
Coding region: 1-516 (171 amino acids)
Source: RefSeq, a predicted model, not a curated record